CUUUGUCUCCCUUCUAAUUUACAGCUCUCAGAGAAAGAUAAACCUUAUGUGGAUAUCCAGGGCUUGACAGCUUCCACCAUGGAAAUCCUGCUGGACUUUGUGUACACAGAAACUGUGCAUGUGACAGUAGAGAAUGUCCAAGAAUUGCUCCCAGCAGCCUGUCUGCUUCAGCUGAAAGGUGUCAAACAAGCUUGCUGUGAGUUUCUAGAAAGCCAACUGGAUCCAUCAAAUUGUUUGGGCAUUCGGGAUUUUGCUGAGACACACAAUUGUGUGGAUCUAAUGCAAGCUGCAGAGGUCUUCAGCCAGAAACAUUUUCCAGAAGUGGUUCAGCAUGAAGAGUUUAUCCUCUUAAAUCAAGAAGAGGUUGAAAAGCUCAUCAAGUGUGAUGAAAUUCAGGUAGACUCUGAGGAACCAGUGUUUGAGGCAGUUAUCAACUGGGUGAAGCACUCGAAGAAGGACCGAGAGGCAUCACUGCCAGAGCUGCUGCAGUACGUGCGAAUGCCCCUGCUCACCCCCCGCUACAUCACCGACGUCAUCGACACCGAGCCUUUCAUCCGCUGCAGCCUGCAGUGCAGAGACCUCGUAGAUGAAGCCAAGAAAUUCCACCUUCGGCCUGAGCUCCGGAGCCAGAUGCAAGGACCCAGGACACGAGCACGGCUGGGAGCCAACGAGGUGCUGCUGGUGAUUGGUGGCUUCGGCAGUCAACAGUCGCCCAUCGACGUGGUGGAGAAGUAUGACCCCAAGACCCAGGAGUGGAGUUUCCUGCCAAGCAUCACUCGCAAGCGGCGAUACGUGGCCACAGUGUCCCUGCACGACCGGAUCUACGUGAUCGGCGGCUACGACGGGCGCUCGCGCCUCAGCUCCGUGGAGUGCCUGGACUACACAUCGGAUGAGGAUGGGAUCUGGUACUCUGUGGCCCCCAUGAACGUCCGCCGAGGGCUGGCAGGAGCCACCACCCUUGGAGACAUGAUCUACGUCUCAGGAGGGUUCGAUGGGAGUCGUCGUCACACCAGUAUGGAGCGCUAUGACCCCAACAUUGACCAGUGGAGUAUGCUGGGAGACAUGCAGACAGCACGGGAGGGAGCAGGGCUUGUGGUGGCCAAUGGAGUGAUCUACUGCCUCGGUGGCUAUGAUGGGCUGAACAUCCUGAAUUCUGUGGAGAGGUAUGACCCCCACACUGGUCACUGGACAAAUGUCACCCCAAUGGCCACCAAGCGCUCAGGGGCUGGAGUGGCUCUGCUCAAUGAUCACAUCUAUGUCGUUGGGGGGUUCGAUGGAACAGCACAUCUCUCCUCGGUGGAGGCAUACAACAUCCGCACUGACUCCUGGACCACCGUGACGAGCAUGACCACCCCGCGAUGCUACGUGGGGGCCACGGUGCUGCGGGGCCGGCUGUACGCCAUCGCGGGAUACGAUGGGAACUCACUGCUGAGCAGCAUCGAGUGCUACGACCCCAUCAUCGACAGCUGGGAAGUUGUCACCUCCCUGGGCAUGCAGCGCUGCGACGCAGGAGUCUGCGUCCUGCGGGAGAAGUGA
Molecule: messenger RNA, 1536 nt
Organism: Acanthisitta chloris (rifleman)
Lineage: Eukaryota; Metazoa; Chordata; Aves; Passeriformes; Acanthisittidae
Gene: KLHL12
Product: kelch-like family member 12
Exons: 10
Molecular function (GO): protein binding
Source: RefSeq, a predicted model, not a curated record